AUGGGUGACUCCGGGUUAUCUAAAAAGCAGAUGGUCGCAUGGGCGGACCUAGUUAAGUGCCAUGAGUGGCACGUGCCACCGUAUUGUUUCUCUGUCGAAGAACGGCGAGGGAAACCCUCACCGAUGGACUCACACGAGUCAUCGCCACCGUCUGUCAGCCGAGACUGGUUCUUCCCCUCCCCAUCCCCCUCCUUCAUCCACUCCUCCUCCGAUCAUCUACACAAGACUCCUACCAGAAGAUUCUCUACCUAUCCUAGACCUUCAUCAUCUUCUCCAGCCUCCUCCUCUCAUCGUGACGUCAAGUAUGCAGGAUUCUCACGCCGUACCAAUUUCUCUCGACGCUAUCAAAGAUCCCCAGCGCCUGAAGUUGCUGUUUCAUCACUCGCACAACAAAUUCCCCAAAAAUUGCAUGUUUCCGACGACAAAACUUCCAUUCGGAACACGUUUAUCGACUUGGCUGGUGGUCGGUUGAAAUUCCGGUGGCAUAUGGCGUUUCUAGUCGCUCUUCUGAUCACAACCUUUUCUUCUCUGCUGCACAAGAAUAUUUCUUUGCAUAAUCAGGCCAAUGAUCUUCAGGCCCAGAUUAUAAAGCUCAAUGGGAGAUUACAAGUCUGCAAUUUACUGGAACCUAUGGAUUUUGAUGAUUUCAACUCCCAAGAAACCAUCAAUCUUCCCAACAAGAGUUUGAAAACUAUAGCAUUGGUUGUCUCAGUAACACUUCUUUCUAUUCCUUUUGUAUUUCUCAAGUAUGUGGAGUACAUUUCAAAGUCAAAAUCACCAGAUAAUUUAAAGGAAGAGGCAUCCUUGAAUAAGCAGCUAGCUUAUAAGGUAGACGUGUUUUUAUCAGUACGCCCAUAUUCAAAGCCAUUGGCAUUGCUGGUGGCAACUCUUCUACUUAUUGGUGUUGGUGGGUUGGCACUCUUUGGUGUUACUGAUGAUAGUUUGGCAGAUUGCCUUUGGUUAUCGUGGUCGUUUGUUGCUGAUUCAGGAAACCAUGCUAACUCUGAGGGAGUUGGUCCAAGGUUAGUUUCGGUCUCCAUAAGCUUUGGUGGGAUGCUUAUAUUUGCAAUGAUGCUUGGACUUGUUACUGAUGCAAUAUCCGAAAAGUUUGACUCACUGAGGAAAGGAAGAAGCGAGGUGGUUAAGAAAGACCACACGUUGAUUCUUGGUUGGAGUGAUAAAUUGGGAUCACUGUUGAAUCAACUUGCUAUAGCAAAUGAGAGUUUGGGUGGAGGGAUUGUGGUGGUGAUGGCUGAGCGAGACAAAGAAGAGAUGGAACUUGACAUUGCUAAAAUGGAAUUUGACUUUAGACAAACAUCCGUCAUAUGCAGAAGUGGAAGCCCGUUAAUAUUGGCCGACCUAAAAAAGGUAUCUGUCUCCAAGGCACGUGCAAUAAUUGUCCUUGCUGAAGAUGGAAAUGCAGACCAGAGUGAUGCACGAGCUUUGAGAACAGUUUUAAGCCUAACCGGAGUAAAGGAUGGACUUCGAGGACACAUUGUGGUGGAGCUCGGUGAUCUAGACAAUGAGGUCCUUGUUAAACUUGUAGGUGGGGAUCUUGUUGAAACCGUUGUGGCACAUGAUGUAAUUGGUCGUUUAAUGAUUCAGUGUGCUAGACAGCCUGGCCUUGCACAGGUGUGGGAAGAUAUUCUUGGGUUUGAAAAUUGUGAGUUCUACAUUAAAAGAUGGCCACAGUUGGAUGGUAUGCAUUUUGAGGAUGUCUUGAUUAGCUUUCCGGAUGCUAUCCCUUGUGGAGUAAAGUCGGUCUCCUGUGGGGGGAAAAUUAUCCUUAAUCCUGAUGACUCCUAUGUUCUACAAGAAGGGGACGAAGUGCUUGUUAUAGCGGAGGAUGAUGAUACAUAUGCUCCAGUAGCAUUACCAACGGUGUGGAGAGGAAAUCUACCUAAGGAAUUCAUUGGUCCCAAUUCCAUGGAAAAGAUACUUCUGUGUGGUUGGCGGAGAGAUAUUGAAGAUAUGAUCACGGUACUGGAUGCCUUCCUAGCACCAGGUUCAGAGUUAUGGAUGUUCAAUGAAGUUGUGGAAGGCGUGAGGGAACAUAAGCUCAUUGAUGGUGGUUUAGACAUUGAGCGAUUGAUGAAUAUAACAUUGGUUCAUCGUGAAGGCAAUGCUGUAAUACGUCGUCACCUGGAAAGCCUUCCAUUGGAAUCUUUUGAUUCAAUCUUGAUUCUGGCUGAUGAAUCAGUAGAAGAUUCAGCAAUACAGGCUGAUUCAAGAUCUCUUGCUACACUGCUAUUAAUACGUGACAUCCAGGCUAAGCGUCUUCCAUACCGAGAAGCCAAGGCUACUCAAGGUCGCAAAGGUAGCUUUUCACAAGGUUCUUGGAUAGGGGAAAUGCAGCAGGCUUCAGAUAAGUCGGUUAUAAUUAGUGAAAUUCUUGACCCAAGGACCAAAAAUCUAUUAUCUAUGUCAAGGAUUAGCGAUUACGUUCUAUCAAAUGAGCUUGUCAGCAUGGCGUUGGCAAUGGUUGCAGAGGAUCGUCAAAUAAAUGAUGUCCUAGAGGAGCUUUUUGCUGAAGAGGGGAACGAGAUGCACAUAAGGCAAGCAGAUCUAUACCUUAAGGAAGGCGAAGAGCUGAGUUUUUACGAAAUACUGUUGCGUGCUAGACAAAGGAGAGAAAUAGUAAUCGGGUACCGUAUAGGCAAUGUACAGAAAGCCAUCAUCAAUCCUCCAGGAAAAUUGGAGAAACGAAGGUGGUCGGUGAAGGAUGUUUUCGUUGUUAUAGCCGAGAAGGAAUGAUAACGGUUUCUUAAACACGUCAUUCGAUUCGAAAAUCUACAAUUGGAGCAUCCUCAGAUGCAGCAUUGCUCUAAGGCAACUUGUUACUGCACAGAUUCUCAGCAUAUAUACAUUUGGACAUAGUUUCUCUUGGGGGAAAGAAAGAAAUAUAGAUUGGUGGAAUAUUUUUGGGGUUUUCAAAUAUAUGAGUUUGGUUUUUUUUCAAAGAAACAUCUAUAAAACCAAAUAAAUUGUAUCCA
Messenger RNA from Cynara cardunculus var. scolymus (artichoke), 2993 nucleotides. RefSeq names its product ion channel CASTOR-like. The record is from RefSeq and is a predicted model, not a curated record. Lineage: Eukaryota; Viridiplantae; Streptophyta; Magnoliopsida; Asterales; Asteraceae. Bases 1 to 2754 code for a protein of 917 amino acids. The transcript is spliced from 13 exons. Gene Ontology annotation, biological process: potassium ion transport.